Nicrophorus vespilloides is the source of this 9615-nucleotide messenger RNA. RefSeq names its product titin. Gene Ontology annotation, cellular component: filamentous actin; microtubule organizing center. NCBI's taxonomy places the organism in Eukaryota, Metazoa, Arthropoda, Insecta, Coleoptera, Silphidae. The record is from RefSeq and is a predicted model, not a curated record. Gene Ontology annotation, biological process: actin cytoskeleton organization. Gene Ontology annotation, molecular function: protein binding. Bases 366 to 9554 code for a protein of 3062 amino acids. The transcript has 17 exons.
GGGCCGCAGACCAGGGGGAUCAAUCAGUCGGCAUCCAGCAGCCGCAAGUGCGAAUUCAUUCAUUCAUCCGACAACAACAACAAAGACUAAUUGAAGAAAGCGACGACAACAAGAAUAGAAAAAUUUAAAGAAAAAAAAAAGAAAAAUAUUAAUCGCGAUACUUUAACACAUUAACAGCGAACCUGAUACCAGAAAGACGAUACGAAUAUUAAUAUAUAAUUAAUAUAGUUUAAUCGAUAUUAAUCAUAACUUUACGUUAGUGGCUUCAUUAAUUCCAUACUUUUCGCUUAGUGCUCUACCUUGUAACAUAGUUUCUGACACUUCGGAGAAAGAAGAGAAUAAACGCAAAAACUAAUAAUAAGGCCAUGUCGGCCACCAAUAGUUGCGAGGUGUCCCAAAUCCAGGAUGAGGACGUAUUGAGGCGCAUGUGGCAGGAAACGGAAGAUUUCGGAAGAAAGAAAGAGAUUCGAGCGCACAUGUAUAAAAUCCGUGAGGCUAGACUAAGGGAUUUUUAUAAUAACGGCGAAAUGAAUAAGGAGAUUCAGAGAACCAAUAGUUCUUCUGGUAUUGAAAGGAAGGGCACGAACACGCAUCACACCGAUUUGUUGGCCGAUCACAGCUUCUUAAGCUUGAAAUCGAAGGAGAUCAGGGAUUCGGAAUCUCCGACAAGAGAUGUUCAUUAUGGCAAAAUUUCCUCCAUUGGUGGUGGUGAUAAGGGAUGGACUGUAAAGGAGACCAAUGAAAGAAGCGCCGAUGGGAAGACGCACACAACUAGCAAGUUGGCCACUACCUCUGGAGUAGAUCAGAUCGAAGGAGGUGUCAGCCAAUAUGCCGCAAAGAACGAGCAGUUGGCUUCCGUUUACCGAGACGGAGAUGACAAGAACUUCACAAAGUCUGUAGGAGCUAGCAAUAAAAGCCAGAUUGUGCAAGAAGCGCACGGCGGCGAUGACAACAACAAGUUCUAUAGCAGCUCAAAAACGAGCAAAUCUUCUUCAAAAGUAGUCACUGAGCAUAAGUCAACUUCCGGCGAUGAUUUCGAUUCUGCUAUGCUUAAAGACCCUAAUACCAGAGUUUAUACGGAGACUAAAACUCUUCCUGAUGGUAGCACGGUCACCACAACUCGUUACGAGACUAUUGGAAGAACCUCGCAGAAUUUUAACACCUCUUCCUCAAGUUCUUCAUAUUCCACACAACAGAUGAACGAGCAUAAAACUUCAUCUAGCCACGAUGAAGGUGACAAUGUUAGAGUUAUUAGAUAUUCGCAGCAACCAUCUGAACGGUUCACCGAACAUGAGGAUUUCAGUUAUCAGCAUCCCUCAGAUAUUAAAUCAACAACGAAGAUUAUCAGAACCAGCGAAGACUAUCAGCAACCUUCAGAUAUUAAAUCAACCACGAAGAUUAUAAGAACCAGCGAAGAUUAUCAUCGGCCGAGUGUAAAUGAACAAACGACAACAUCAUCAUCAUCCACAACCCAACAAAAGGAUAAGCAUGAACACGUUCAAAGAUUUAACACUUCGUCCAUUCAUCAAACUAAGCAUCAUCACGAUGAACAUUACGAGUCAAAAAAUCACGAAGAUACGACAUUCCAAAAUACACUUAGAGAGAAUAAAUUCCAAACAAAUGUGGAGCACAUUGUUAGACCAACUCAAGAUGAAACAAUCUAUAAGGAACAAAUUGUUUAUAAAAAUGAACCUAAACAAAUACCGGUCAACAGACCACAGCCUGAAGAAGUAAAACACAUUUAUACAUCUGAACCAAGAGUAGUGCCAAUACAGAAACCUCAAGAAGAGCCUUUGUAUAAAUCUCAGCCGAGAGAAGAGCCAAUAUACCAGUCUCAGCCAAGAGACGAGCCGAUAUACAAAUCUCAACCUAAAGAAGAGCCGAUUCAGAAGAAGCAUCAAGAUACAAGAAGAGAAGAAGUAAUCGAUAUUAAAGUGGUGAGACAAGAUAAAAACUUCAACGACGACUUUAUCAAUGUCGAGAAGAAGCAUCUCAAAGACACAACAGAAACACCUAGAUAUAUACAACCCGAUCGCAGGGAGCCUAUUCGUCCUGCUACUUCAGAUUUUAAGAUUGGCACCACUGAAGGCCAAUAUGAUACCACCUACAGAUCCGAGUUCACCAACAAGAAGAUAAGUGUUGAGGUGAGUCCCACUCAUGAUGCGUUCGCACGUUCUUUGAGGUCGGUAACACCAGAUAGGGAUAGAAAGUCAGGCUCACCAAUGCGCGGUAGCACUAGAAGUCUUCGCACUAGUACCUCUUCAUUGAGGAGCAGCACUAGCCCUGAAAAGAACAGGCAUCCUGGACGUUAUUCUCCCGAUAGACGCACUAAAUCACCCACAAAAAAGAAUCAAGAUAAAUUUGCCAGCAAUGAGACCAUCACCAAGUACAGCACGGAUACUUUAACCAGGCGUAAAGAAACCCAAAAGAAAACGGUGCAAAGGUCGAGAAGCAACUCGCCCACUGAAACUGUCAGUACAGAUUUUGAAUACAGACCAGUGGGAUAUGAACAAGUCACUGAUUUGGAUGAUGAUUCGGACUCGGCAAAUCGUAAAUCCAAGAGAAUCACUGAACGCUCUCCAACUUCUCCAAUUAAACAGAGUCCUGCAAAGGACACUCCUCGUAGAAGCAGCUUAAAGACUACUCCUACAACGUCUGAAGACACUAAGAAAAUGCUUAGACGCACUGACACUUACGAGGAGAGAUGCCGACAAAUUCUAGGUAUCGCAGAGAAAAAGAAAAUUGAAAAGAAUAUAACGGAUAUUCUUUUCUCAGAUAAAGCUAGGUCAAAAUCUCCAGACAAGAAAAUAUCGUCAAGAAGGCCUUCCGAUACGAAAGUUGUGAGUCCUGAUAGAAAACCAAAUGAAACUCGAAAAAGUCCUGAGUCUCCUAUAAAGAAACAACCUGAGACUAGUGAAACUUCACCACAGAAGAGAAAAAAUUCGCACCCAGAAAAAUCUAGUCCCAAAAAAGAAUCCCAUAAAAUAAACGAAUUUCCAUCGCAGAUUCGAAGAAAUAUAGAAAAGGAACCGUUGGAACCGUAUCCGGAAUACAACAAACCAACGAAACAGGCACAUACAAUAAAUGAAUUUCCUUCGCAAACUCGAAGAACUCCCGAACGACAACCCUUGGAGGCAUAUCCAGAAAAAAAUAAACCAAAUAAGUAUACAACAACAGUUGGCGAGUUUCCAUCUCAGAUAAUAAGCAGUCCAGAAAAAGAACCGUUGGAACCUUACUCUGAAAGGAAAUCCCCGAAGAAAGAUUCACCUACUAUCAACGAGUUUCCUUCUCAGAUUCGGAAAACACCAGAAAGGGAACCAUUAGAGCCGUACCCGGAAAAGACAACACCAAGAAAAGAUGCUCCAACUAUAUGCGAAUUCCCGUCACAGAUUCGAAGAAGUGUCGAAAAGGAACCAUUAGAACCUUAUCCGGAAAAGAAAUCACCUAAGAAAAAUGCUCCAUCUAUUAAUGAGUUUCCGUCUCAGAUUCGUAAGACUCCUGAAAAGGAACCUUUAGAACCUUAUCCUGAAAAGAAAUCACCAAUUAAAGAUGCACCAAAUAUAUGCGAAUUCCCGUCCCAAAUUAGGAGAACCCCCGAAAAGGAACCAUUAGAACCUUAUUCAGAGAAGAUGUUUCCAAGAGAAAAUAGACCGACUAUUAAUGAGUUUCCAUCUCAAAUUCGAAAGACUACAGAAAUGGAACCAUUAGAACCAUAUCUAGAGAAAAAAACUCCAAGUAAAAAUGCUCCAACACUAUGCGAAUUCCCAUCCCAAAUUAGGAGGACUCACGAAAAAGAACCAAAUGAACCAUAUCCGGAAAAGAAAUCACCGACAAAAAAUGCUCCUUCCAUUAACGAGUUUCCCUCUCAAUAUCCAAAAAGUCCAGAAAGGGAACCAUUAGAACCAUAUAAGGACAAGGUAUCUCCAAAGAAAAAGUCUCCUUCGGUAAAUGAGUUUCCUUCGCAAAUUAGAAAAGCUCCAGAAAGAGAAUCAUUGGAGCCGUAUCCAGAAAAGAUAUCUCCAAGAAAAGAGGCUCCGACCAUUUGCGAAUUUCCGUCCCAAAUCCGAAAAAGUCCAGAAAGAGAACCAUUGGAACCAUACCCAGAAAAGAAGAGUCCCAAAAAGAGUUCUCUCUCCAUCAAUGAAUUUCCUUCUCAAAUUCGGAAGACACCGGAAAGAGAACCAUUGGAGCCAUAUCCAGAAAAGAAAACUCCAAGGAAAGAUGUGCCAUCAGUUUGCGAAUUUCCAUCACAAAUUAGAAGAACACCAGAUAGAGAACCAUUAGAACCAUAUACAGAGCGGUCUAGGCCGACAAAAGAGACUUCGAAGAUUAAUGAGUUUCCUUCCCAUAUUAGAAAAAGUCCUGAAAGAUCUCCUUUGGAUUCUUCUCCAGAAAAGACUUCACCCAAAAAGUAUACCACUAAAAUUGAUGAAUUUCCAUCUCAAAUUAGAAGAAGUCCAGAACGAGAACCUCUGGAACCUUAUCAAGAAAAGCAAAGUCCCAGGAAAGAUGUUUCUAAAUUUCCAUCUCAAAUUCCAAGAAGAAGUCCAGAAAGAGAACAAUAUCCAGAAAAUAAAACUCCGAUGAAGGAAAAUUUAUCAAUUUGUGAAUUUCCAUCGCAGAUCAGAAAAACUCCACAAAAGCAAUCAAUCGAAACAUAUCCAGAAAAGAAAAUUCCAAGAAAAGAAGCUCCAAGUGCCGUUGAACAUCUAUCACAUCCAAAAACAUCUACAAAAGAAGUUAUGUUUCAAACUCGAAAAGUCCAGGAAAAGAAACCAUCGAGACCUAUCCAAAAGCCAAUGCCAAAAACUAAAGCAUAUCCUGAGCUCACGUCACCAUCUAAAGUUCAACUAAGAAAAAAUAAAAUCCAGACCAUCGAAGAUCAAAUAAUCAAAACACAAAGAUCGAGCUUAGAGCUGAAACAAAAACAUAAGAAGCAGGAUGUGGAGGACGAGCUACUAGAGAAGACUACCAAGUACAUUGAGGGUAAGAGGGUACCUGUCGACGAACCACUUUUUGUUAAAAAGUUUAUUUCCAAAUUAGGCAGCGACGACGAGGAUGACAACAACGAGGAGACUUUAGAAGUACCCAGAAGAAGAUCACCUGAAAGGCCAUCUCCUGUCAAGAGAACAGAAGACGUUUACGUGGUCAACGAAAAAGUAGAUUUCGAAGUGAAGAAAUCCCCGGAGAGGUUAUCACCUGUUAGACAGAAGACUGUUAAAAAGGAUUUAUCUCGAAAAACACAGGAACAGUGUAUUAGAAGAGGGAAGGUAGACACUGAAAUCACAUUAACAAAAUCUACUACUUCCAAUAAGAAGAAAGAAGAUGUAAUUAAUAAAAGAGUGGAGAUUAAGAAAAUCAUCAAAGCACCAACACCAACUAGGCCCAAACCUACUACUGAAAGGGUUACAAUCACCAAGCAAGUACCGCAUAGGGUAACUAUCACUAAGCAAUUGCCUAAGAAGAAGGUUGAACCACAAAAGAUUGAAAAGAAACCGACGCACAGAACAGUAGUGACUAAAGAGGUGGGAGUAAAACAAUUUGGCAGAAAGGAAUUCCUCGUUGACAUUAAACCUAAAAAGCCGAUAGAGAAAGUGACUAAGAGGACGGUUGUAUCCACUGUAAUAAAUCUCUCUCCAAAGUCAAAGACACCGAAAAAAACUUCGCCUGCGCCAUCAAAACCGAAGCAACGUAAACCCAUUGAAAAUGGACAUCGUCCUCAAAGUGAGGAAGAAGAUAGCGAAAACGAGGAAGAUAUUAAAAUAAAGGAGAAGAAAUGUGUCUCAACUAAGAGUAUAAUUAUAAACAACACUGUUGCCGACCAGAGAGAGAUUAUUGUAGAUCUUCAAAGAUCGAAAUCCUCCCGAGAGGAAACGCCUGAUAAUGUUUGGCCAGUAACCGCAGAAGAAGAAUUUGGCAUUCCAAGAUAUCCAGAUCAGAUUUUAGAACCUGAAGAACCGUGUAGAAAACCGAAGCGUACCGUGGAUGUACCUUUGGUGGAGAGCGAAGACGUAACAGAAUUCAGCAGAAUCACGGAAAUUACGGAUGAAUCUCUCUUAACUGUUAACGAAAAGGUGAACAAAUUCACGGAGAAAAAAACGACGAAGAAGAUGGGUGGUCCAGCGCCUAAAGUUGAGAGACCUAUGCUUAUUGUCGAUGAAGAUUUAGCGGAAGACGAGUGCUUACUAAGUGUUACAGACAAAGUUAACAAAUUUAUAACUACCGCAGAGAAGUUAACAGAAAGGCCAAAAUCACCUAGGUGCCAAAACUUUAAUGAUUUAGAAGAGACAAAACACGUUUCAGAAAAGGUUACUCACUUCACUACAGACCAGAUUAAACCAAAACUUCAACCGACUAUGCCCAAAGUUCAGAGGCCUGAUUUGUCUGAUGUAGACGAAACACUAAGAACAGACGAUUGCCUCUUGAGCGUCUCCGACAAGGUCAGCAAGUUUAUUACAACCGCUGAAAAGUUGACUAAACCAGCAACCAGAGACAAGUCUCCGAAACCCGUUAGUCUGGAUGAUAUAACUACAACCGAAUGUGUUACCAUUGUUGAUGAAGAAAAUUACGAAACAAAAAUAAAAACUAAAGUGGUCAGAAAACCUAUAGAUGAUGAUGAUGAUACUCGUCGCUCACCUGUAAGGAAAGUGGAAGAAGAUGUCAGAAGAGUUUCACCUACAAGGAAAGUCGAAGAACCGCAGAGGGUUUCUCCAUCAAAGGAACGUUCUCCAGUAAGAAAAAUUGAUGAUACUAGAAAAUCAUCACUAAAGAAACCCAUAGAAGAAACGCCAAAAUCUUCGAGAAGGCCUUCUCAAGAGGAUAAAAUAAUAUUAAGCACCGUUGGUCGCUUACGCAGCACGGAAAGUAUUAAGAAGGCAAGGGCUUUGUUUGAGAACGUAGAAACUAAGGAUAAGCCAAAACAACGAGAUAUCAUAAGCAGACCAUCCGUAUUCGAAGCCCGUAAGUCCAUAAAAAAAGAUGAGGUUAAAUUGACAGACAUUGGUAUUGAAAAGGAAGAAUUAGACGAUGUGAGGCAAAAGUUGACUUUUGAUGAAGAAGAAGAUAUUCCCGGAUAUAUGAAGCAACUAGACAGAACACUCAGAGCUAAAAGUCCACAUCGUCCUGGAGUUAUUGAGAUGGAGGAAAUCGCUAAAGGACACAUCCAGCAAUAUCAUGAAGAAUCUAAAACCACUAAGUUUGGAGUAGUAUUGAAGAAAACAGAAACGGAAAAUACGGAAAGGAGGAGGAGCAGCAUCACCACUACGAUUAUGACGGUUGAAACUGACGAAAAAGAAUUGGAAAUCGAGGAAAUAUUUGAUUUAGAAAUAUUGGAAGCAAUGUUGAUCAAAGUCGUAAGCUACGAUAUAAGAAAAAGGAUUAGGACGCAAAUAAAGAUCGUCAAGAAUCUUAUUUCUGAGAAUAAAUUAAAAACAAAGAAUAUAUACGUGGUUGUCAAAGAGCGUUCUAAAUCACCGGAAAAAGUAAUCAGAGCAAAAUCACCGGAAAAGAUAUCCAGGGAAAAAUCUCCUGAUAAAGUGACAAAGGAAAAAUCUCCUGAGAAAUUUACAAGGGAAAAGUCUCCUGAAAAAGUUCCUAGGGGAAAGUCUCCUGAGAAAGUUACCAGAGAAAAGUCCCCCGUGAAAUUUACCAGGGAAAAGUCCCCUGAGAAAAUAAUCAGAGCAAAAUCUCCAGAGAAAAUGGUUAAAGAUAAGUCACCAACUAGAAAGAGCCCUGAAAGAAAGCCGAAGACAUUUACACCGGAAUUGAAAAGAACUACUAUUGCUCCUAAGGCUUCGGUAGAUGAUAAACCAGAAUGGGUAACGCAGAGAAAUCUGAAGAAAGUUAAUGAGAGACAAGUCACUAAUAAGAAGUCAACUGCGUCGACCUCAACUACAGUGGUGAAAAAGAGAACAUCCGUUAGCCCUGUCAAAGGGACGGAUGUGAUUACAUCGAGUUACGGCGUUGGGCCCACAGAUGAAAAUGGGGUACCGCUCUUCGGCUUGAAGGCUUUGAAAACACAGAGCAAGAACGAAAAUACUAAAGUUCAAGGCACGGUGAUGCACAGCACGUAUUAUUCUGAAAACGGCAACGAACCGGUGGGUGAGGUGAGCGUCACCAAGUACUCAACAGAUCCCGCAGAUUUGGGAUCCACCGAGGACUUAAAGAAUGCAGGAGAUGGUCUUAUCUCGAAGACGACGACCCAGAAGUUCGGAUAUAAGGAUACACCAAGCUACCGUAGUUUAACCGACAAGAAGAACAAGACGAUAACCGAUGAAUCGCGAACGGUGAAAGUGACGCGACGCGGAUCUGUCAAGGAGAUGUCGCAGAAGUUCUUGGAUAAUGCCGUGCAAACUUUGAAGGGCGAAAGGCAGUCAACCUACCCGAAGGCAGGGCUGAUCUUGCGCACGUCCAGCUUCAAAGAUACCAGCAGUUUAAGCAGCCGCGAGGCAUCUCCAAUCGAUGUUUCAGAGGACGAGGUCACCACGGUGAAAAGCAGCUCCACGUUCCUGACUAACACCUCAAAGGUGACCAACGUGCAAGACGUUAUUGGCAGGAUGAAGGCCGAAGAUUGCAGAGACGGCGAAAGCGCCGAAGACACAGAGGCCAGGAACCUCCUGAACAAGUUCCUCGGUUCCCAAGUGAUCCUGGCGGGCAUGGAAGGUGCGUCUUCGUCGAGGAAGACGACGUCUACCAGCGCCUCCACCACCACCAGCGCUUCCAAGAAAAUAACCAAAGUCACCACAACCGUAACCGAAAACGACACGCCCCACACCUCCACCAGAAGCUUCACGCAUCCUAUCGGGCAGGAAGUCUUGGACACCAUCUGGGAAGAGCAAACCUUAAAAUUACUCUUGGAGCAAAGCACGGAAUACGAAGAACGCCGCUUGAUCAGAUUGAGGUUGAAACAAGUGAUGGCAGAAAAAGAAGCAUGCGCGGAAGUCGUGGAGAAAACUCUGGAGGAGACCCGUGGAAACGUUGAGGGAAAAAUGGAGACGACCAAGAAAACCGUUACAACCACGGAAGGGCCGCACACAAAAACCCAAGUGACUACGCGCGUCACGACUACGCAACAGCAGAUGAAGAAGCCCGUAUCGGCGUUCGCGAAAUUCCGUCAAUUGGAUAAGCAGAACAGCCUGAAUACGCCGCCAAGUACCCCUAAGACUCCGACCAGCGGCGGGCCCCUCUUUAAAUUUACGGACCCGAAUUUGAGACAAAGCGCGAGUACCAUCAAGGAGAGGUUGCUCCAAUGGUGCCAGAUGAAAACUAAGGAAUACGAGAACAUAAAACUGGACAACUUUUCUACGAGCUGGGCAGAUGGGCUGGCGUUCUGCGCCUUAGUGCAUCACUUCCUUCCGGACGCUUUCGACUACCACCAACUCUCGCCGAACAAUCGCAGACACAAUUUCACACUCGCUUUCCAAAUCGCCGAUGAGAAAGCAGACAUCGCUCCACUGUUGGACGUCGAAGACAUGGUGGCGACCCGAAGGCCCGAUUGGAAAUGCGUUUUCACUUACGUCCAGUCCAUCUACAGACGAUUCAAGGACGAGGAUUAGAUGACUAUUUGUACUUUUUUUCCUGUAAAUUGAAAUUCGCAGUUUUCGUCUGAAUCGGGAA